AUGGACAAUAGGUCCACAAACAUUGACAACAGGUCUACAAACAUUCAUAAUAAGUCUACAAACAUUGACAAUAGGUCUACAUUGACAAUAGGUCUGCAAACAUUGAUAAUAGGUCUACAAACAUUGACAAUAGGUCUACAAACAUUGACAACAGGUCUACAAACAUUUAUAAUAAGUCUACAAACAUUGACAAUAGGUCUACAAACGACAAUAGGUCUACAAACAUUGACAAUAGUUCUACAAACAUUGACAACAGGUCUACAAACAUUGACAACAGGUCUACAAACAUUGACAAUAGGUCUGCAAACAUUGACAAUAGGUCUACAAACAUUGACAAUAGGUCUACAAACAUUGACAGUAGGUCUACAAACAUUGACAAUAGGUCUACAAACAUUGACAAUAGGUCUACAAACAUUGACAGUAGGUCUACAAACAUUGACAAUAGGUCUACAAACAUUGACAAUAGGUCUACAAACAUUGACAAUAGGUCUACAAACAUUAACAAUAGGUCUACAAACAUUGACAGUCUUCAGUGACAGUAGGUCUGCAACCAUUGACAAUAGGUCUACAAACAUUGACAAUAGGUCUACAUUGACAAUAGGUCCGCAAACAUUGACAAUAGGUCUACAAACAUUGACAAUAGGUCUACAAACAUUGACAACAGGUCUACAAACAUUUAUAAUAAGUCUACAAACAUUGACAAUAGGUCUACAAACGACAAUAGGUCUACAAACAUUGACAAUAGUUCUACAAACAUUGACAACAGGUCUACAAACAUUGACAACAGGUCUACAAACAUUGACAAUAGGUCUGCAAACAUUGACAAUAGGUCUACAAACAUUGACAAUAGGUCUACAAACAUUGACAGUAGGUCUACAAACAUUGACAAUAGGUCUACAAACAUUGACAAUAGGUCUACAAACAUUGACAGUAGGUCUACAAACAUUGACAAUAGGUCUACAAACAUUGACGAUAGGUCUACAAACAUUGACAAUAGGUCUACAAACAUUAACAAUAGGUCUACAAACAUUGACAGUAGGUCUACAAACAUUGACAAUAGGUUUGCAAACAUUGACAACAGGUUUAAACAUUGACAGUAGGUCUAUAAACAUAGACAAUAGGUCUACAAAUAUUGACAAUAGGUCUACAAACAUUGACAAUAGGUCUACAAACAUUGACAAUAGGUCUACAAACAUUGACAGUAGGUCUACAAACAUUGACAAUAGGUCUACAAACAUUGACAAUAGGUCUACAAACUUUGACAAUAGGUCUACAAACAUUGACAACAGGUCUACAAACAAUGACAAUAGGUCUACAAACAAUGACAAUAGGUCUACAAACAAUGACAAUAGGUCUACAAACAAUGACGAUAGGUCUACAAACAACGACAAUAGGUCUAAAACAAUGACAAUAGGUCUACAAACAAUGACGAUAGGUCUACAAAUAAUGACAAUAGGUCUACAAACAAUGACAAUAGGUCUACAAACAAUGACGAUAGGUCUACAAACAACGACAAUAGGUCUACAAACAAUGACAAUAGGUCUACAAACAAUGACAAUAGGUCUACAAACAAUGACGAUAGGUCUACAAACAACGACAAUAGGUCUACAAACAAUGACAAUAGGUCUACAAACAAUGACGAUAGGUCUACAAAUAAUGACAAUAGGUCUACAAACAAUGACAAUAGGUCUACAAACAAUGACGAUAGGUCUACAAACAACGACAAUAGGUCUACAAACAAUGACAAUAGGUCUACAAACAAUGACAAUAGGUGUGCAAACAUCUAUAGGUUAUGAGUCUCGACUUUAAAAGUUAUGUUGAAUUUCAUGAAGUUGAAAUGAAAAACUUUAUGAAGUGUAACUCACAUUGUUUACAUGUGUGUGUGUGUGUGUGUGUGUGUGUGUGUGUGUGUGUGUGUGUGUGUGUGUGUGUGUGUGUGUGUGUGUGUGUGUGUUGUGUGUGUAGGGGAGGUAGCCUUUAUCUGGAAUUAGUGUUGGUCAU
Molecule: messenger RNA, 2001 nt
Organism: Cherax quadricarinatus
Lineage: Eukaryota; Metazoa; Arthropoda; Malacostraca; Decapoda; Parastacidae
Source: RefSeq, a predicted model, not a curated record